AGUUCGCUGACGAAGCUCUUCGGAUGAGGAGCGAAACGUCCGACACCUUCUUCACAGAAGUACAGAUGACGUCUCAAGAAGCCUUUUCCUCGAUGGACAACUCCUGUACAACUGAGAGCCUACACAGACGCUUUGCUCUCGCAAUCAGUCAGAAUUAUCAUCAUAUCUGAUAUCACAACACAGGCCAGUUAUUGACUUUCAAAGUUUGGUUGAAAUGUGACUCUUAAAAAAGAAUUUGCCCCUUGAGCGUUCUGUUUAAUCAGGACUGCGCAGAUGUUCCUUCUUGCGGUUUGACCUUCUCAAGGCUAACUGCAAUUGCAGCCAUGUCGAAAGGAUGCAUCACCGUCACCAAGUACUUUCUGUUCCUCUUCAACCUCAUCUUCUUUGUCUUUGGAGCGCUGAUCAUGGGCUUCGGGCUGUGGGUUCUCUUUGACAACCAGAGUUUCAUUGCUGUUUUACAAGAAUCAUCAGACACGGUGAAAGUGGCUUCCUACAUUCUCAUUGGAGUGGGCUCUUUGACCAUGGCCAUGGGCUUCUUUGGCUGCAUUGGAGCCAUCUACGAGAUCCGUUGCCUCCUCGGUUUGUAUUUCACCUGUCUGCUGCUCAUCCUCAUCGCCCAGGUUACUGCCGGAGUGCUCAUCUACUUCCAGAGAGAUCGGUUGAAAAAUGAGAUGUCCAACAUCAUAAAGGGCAUGAUCAUCCACUACACUGGCCAGAACAGAACUACCGAGCACACUUGGGACUACAUUCAGAGAACAAUGAAGUGCUGUGGGUGGACUGGGCCUGGCAACUGGUCCGACAACAUCUGGAUCAAAAACAGCUCGCAGAACCUCUAUUCAUGUUCUUGUCGCAACGAGUCCCUGCCUGGCAGUGACAUCAAGACAGAAGGCCUGUGUCAGCACCUGUCCACAGAACUUCCUGUCUACGAAACGGGUUGCAUAACAAGUGUGGAGAAAUGGCUCCUGGACAACUGUGGAGUUAUUCUAGGAAUCUGUGUUGGAGUAGCAGUGGUGGAGCUUCUUGGAAUGAUCCUCUCCAUGUGUCUGUGCAAGAGUGUGGUUCAGGAGGAUUACAGCAAAGUACCUAAGUACUAAUGACGUGUCACCCACUCACAUAUACACACACGCAGAUGGACUCCUUCCCUCUGUGGCUCCCUUUCUUGCAUUCUUACAUACACACAGACACACAUGGGCGGCUGUCUCCCAUCUUGACAGCCGUGCAGUUUUCUCACGCUCUCAAACACACACAUCAAGUUUGACACACUUGUUGGACAUAAUUCGCAAGUUACCAUACCAUUGUUGUCUUUUUGUAAUUAUUAUUUUUAUUAUAUUAGUAUUUUUAAAGGGGACUAUGAUUUUUUGGGGUUUGCUUUUAUGGUUUUAUAUUUGACAAGUGAGAAUUUAGGAGUAAGAUUCUUUGUGUUGUCUUCCGCUGACCUCAACGAAGCGCUGAACAGAGUAGAAGAGGGACGCCGGGGGCCUUUCCUCGCCUCAGGGGCGCCACGAUGUGUGGGAGAUGAGAAGAUAGAGAGUGGGCGUGUGUGCCGCUGCCAUUCCUGCUGCACAGGGUGGGGGGUGGGGGGACUCAGGCAGGGCUGCUGUGGUGGAGCUUUUUGGCUUCCAUCACCAGUUCCUCGUACCCAGGGGCCCUUCUGUUUAUUACGCCCACCUUCUCCUCCUGUCUUUUGAUGCGUCUGACUGGUGUGCGGGACAUGGAGAUGCCCGUAUUCAUUUUUGUUGUGUAUAUAUGACUUUGCGAAAGGAUGACAGCAUUGUCACAUCAUCUAUCCAAGCGCUUGUUGUGAGAGUAAUCCAACCAACAUCAUUUCAAGCUGCCGGCACAGACAAAAACGGCAACAUAUGCAAUGUAACUGUCAAAUGUGUGCCCAAAAUUGAAUUUCCUUGCUCUGCCUGGUUUAUUUUUGGUAAAUCCAUGUUUGGUACAACGAUGAGAGAAAUCCCGUCGUCUCAGUUUUUCAUGUAAUUUCAAACAAGCCAUGCUAAGCAUGUUAAGUUAUGUAUGUUAUUCUAUGUGUCUCAUUCCAUUUCCCAACACAUUUAUUAUGCAGGAACAUGGACAUGAAAAAGUGUACUUUGUUGUUUUGCCCUUAACUUAAUGAGAGAUGAAGGCUUUUUUUUAUUGUCUUUGAUAUGUUUUUCAUGAUGGUAAAGAAAAAGUAUGCCAUUGUUUUUUUUUCAUGUGUUUUUCUUCUUUCAGAAAACCAGUAUUAAACAUGAAUCCAAUUA
Dunckerocampus dactyliophorus (ringed pipefish) is the source of this 2246-nucleotide messenger RNA. Its product is annotated as CD82 antigen-like. The record is from RefSeq and is a predicted model, not a curated record. Lineage: Eukaryota; Metazoa; Chordata; Actinopteri; Syngnathiformes; Syngnathidae. Gene Ontology annotation, cellular component: membrane. The transcript is spliced from 9 exons. The coding region runs from base 324 to 1094 and encodes 256 amino acids.